ACUUACAAAAAACGUAUUUAAGUUCAGAUUGGAAGAAUUUGAUGUUCGUGUGUGUUGUGUUUAUUUUAACUUAAAUAAAUGUGUUUUAAUUUAAAGCAUUCCUUUUUAUUUUGAAAGAGAAAAAAAAAAACAAGUUUAAAUUAAAAUAAAAACUUUACGAAAAAUGUUUGGAUUUUCUGUACUAAGAGAAGCACUUAAAAAGCUCAACUGGAAAGAUCCUAAUGUAAUGGUGAACGUGAGAAAGCUGUUGCUGUCAUAUGAAAGUGAAGAAGUAGAAUGGAAAGACUUUUUCUUCAUGGCAGACAGUGAAAGGUAAAUAUGAAACUUUUUGCAAGACCUGUGUGCUUUUUUUUUUUUUUUUUUUUUUUUUAGAAUUUUGAAUUUGUGUUUUUUUUUUUUUAAAAAAAGUAAUUCUUUUUUUAUUUUUUUUUUUUUUUUUUUUUUUGUUAUAGAAUUUAGAAUGUGUGCUUUUUAUUUUAUAAAAAAAGUAAUCCUUAUUUUAUUAUCUAGUCUCGUAUGACAAAACUUCGAAAUGGCAUUCAAUAGUCUCGUAUAGCAAACGUCAUUUAUGUCAUUUUCUAGUCUCGUAUAGCAAACGUCAUUUAUGUCAUUGUCUAGUCUCGUAUAGCAAACGUCAUUAAUCUCAUUGUCCAGUCUCGUAUAGCAAAUGUCAUUUAUCUCAUUGUCUAGUCUCGUAUGACAAAACUUCGAAAUGGCAUUCAAUAGUCUCGUAUAGCAAACAUCAUUUAUGUCAUUGUCUAGUCUCGUAUAGCAAACGUCAUUAAUGUCAUUGUCUAGUCUCGUAUAGCAAACGUCAUUAAUCUCAUUGUCUAGUCUCGUAUAGCAAACGUCAUUUAUGCCAUUGUCUAGUCUCGUAUAGCAAACGUUCAUUUGUCAUUGUCUAGUCCAUAUAACAAACGUCCAUAUGUCAUUGUCUAGUCUCGUAAAGCAAACGCCCAUGUGUCAUUGUCCAGUCUCAUAUACCAAACGUCCAUUUGUCAUUGUCUCUUUUCACAAAAAUGAUGUAACAAUAUACUCUGUUACAAUUUACCUCUGCUCUGUAUCUUUUAAUAAACCAUCAUAUACAUUCAAAUUAAAAGUCAGACUAUUUAAUGAUUUUUUUAAUACUUUAAAAAAAGAAAAAGUUAAUCAAGUAAAUCUAAGUAGUAGUCUGAUUUAAAGAAAGGUGAAUUCUAAGCUACAAAGGUGUCUUGGGCGAACGGGGGAAGCGUUGCGUUAAUAAACACAAUACAAGACACCUGUGGGGGGGAAAAAUUUUGUUUAAAAAAUACAAUGCCAAAAACAAUCUUACUCCUGAAAAAUAUGAGCCAGUUGAAGAACAGAAAUGUAAUUAAGUGCAGCAAUUUUAAAGUGACACAUAUCAAUAACAUAAAAAAGAUGUACUUUAGGAAAUGUAAAACAUAACAUUUUGCUCUGGCUGGACACAACAAAGGCAACUAAUAGACCAUUAACAAAUACCAUUUAAAAUACGCAAAUUGAGAUCAAACUGUAACACCUAUGAUAAAUAUUUAUGUAUGUUACAGCAGUUACAGUGCACACGAGGUGCAUACGACGCCUGACAAGUUUAUGAUGGUUAUAAUUAUUUGGAGGCCCGGUAGUUCGGGGCCGCUCCAGGAUUAUGGUGGGUCAUACUGUCACACUAAGGUGGGUCUUGAGUUUGUUCAGCAUUAUUUCUUUUAUAUUUAUCGCUCUAUUUCUGUCUUCUUUUCUCUCUCUCUCUCUCUUUCUCUCUCUCUUUCCCUUUCUCUCCCAUUCUCCGUCUCUAUCUCUCAAUCGCUUUCUCCCUUUUUCGCUCUCUAUGUCUCCCAUUCUCUGUUUCUCACUCUCCUUUUUUCGAAGUCUUUCUCUCCCUCUAACUUUUUAUCCCUGUCAGUUUCAAUUUCUCUCUCUUUUUCGCUCUCUCUGUCUACCAGUCUCUCGAUCACUCUCUAUAUUCUAACUGUAUCUAACUCUUUAUCUUUUUCUUUCUCUUUCUCUAUUCAAUUUUUUUUCUGUCUCGCUCUUCCUCUUUUUCAUUCUUUCUGGCUCUCAUUCUCUGUCUUUCUCCCCAUCCACUUCGUUCCCUUUCCCUCUCUCAUUCUUCCUGUUUCUUUCUCUUUUUCUCUCCUUCUCAUUGUUUCUCUCCAUUCCUAUUACUCUUUCUCUCUCUCGUUAUUUCUCGUUGUCUCUAACUUUCGAUCUCUCCCUCUUUCAUCCUCUCAGUAUCUCUCUCUUUCCAUCUCUCUAUUUUCAUGUUUCUUCUAUUUGUUUCUUUCUUUUUCUUGCUCUUUAGCUCACGCUCUCUCUCUCCUAUUUGCUCUCUUUUUCUUUGUCUCUUUCUCCCCCUCAAUGUCUCUUUCUCUCUGUCUCUCACUCACUUUUUCUUUCUCUCUUUCUCUCUCUCUCUCUCUGUCUCUCAUUGCCUUUCUCUCUUUUCUAUCGCUCUCUCUGAAUUCUAAUUGUGUCACUCUUGUAAUUUUCUCCGCUCCCUUCUUAUUAUUACCAUAUCUCUCUUAAAAAAGUUGUAUAGAAAUAGAGAUUUUCAUGGAAUUUCGACCAUCUACUCCUCUAAGAAAAUGUUAAUGCCAUUUAAAUCCUCAGAGUUACCAUUACACCUUCGCAGCCUACCAAGGUCCCAAUAUAAUGGGGUUGGACUGCGAUAAAGUAAUUAGUAUAUUCAUGAGACACAAAACAAUAUCUUAACGUAAAACGAUAUAUUAAAACAGGAUUAAAGAAAACCUAAUUACAAUACAUUUACUUACACACAAUUAAUUGGUUAUGUUUAAUUAUAAUGUACUUGUGGCGUAAAAGGAGCGAACUUCCCAUUUACUAACGUUAUUUGACGAAAACAUGCAUUUAGUAUAUCACUUUAUACGUAUCAUAAUUAGUGCUACCCCCCCCCCCACACACACACACAAUAUUUAAAAGAAAAAAAAUCUUCUAAUUAUGUCAACGCUAGCUAUUUUCAUGCUUAUGAACUUUAUUGAUAUUCUUGUGUCCCACCCCCUUUUACACCAAAAUUAUACGUAUCAUAAUUAGUGCUACCCCCCCCCCCACACACACACAAUAUUUAAAAGAAAAAAAAUCUUCUAAUUAUGUCAACGCUAACUAUUUUCAUGCUUAUGAACUUUAUUGAUAUUCUUGUGUCCCACCCCCUUUUACACCAAAUUUUUAGUACAAUCUGUUUACACUCAGACUAAAACAAACAAAAACAUGUUAUUCACCAAACGCACUUGCUAUAUGUUUACCAGACUCGUUAAACGCUUUGAUCGGGAAUAUAAUUUUGCCCGCUUCUAAACGCACCUUUCCUGCAUAAAUUCGUACAUACACACAUUCAUAUCUAGAGAACUGUUAGACCUGUUGUGCAAAACUUUUUUUUGUUGUUUUAUCUCAUCAGAUUUUGAAAGGUUGUUUAAUAGAGGAGCACUACACGUACGAUGACAGACGACAGACGGGCAGACGCCUUAAACUAAAAAACACCGUGAGACUAGAGCGCAACAGGGUCAACAACCUCAACGGUAUGUGCGAAGUUAGUUCACGUUAUUAGAAUAGAUUAAAGAUAGUAAGCCUAGGGGAAACCGGCAGAAAACAAACCCUUAUAUGAAAAUAAAAAAAAAUACUAAUUGAGUGACUAAGGUUUACAUUUAAACGGAAAUAACGUAAAAUGAUAUAUUAAAACAAGAUUAAUGAAAGCCUUGGUCAACAUUUCAACAACAAAAAAUGGAAAUCGGAUUGGCAUUCUUGGCAAAUUUUAGUUGUUUUCGUAGGGAGUAGGGAGGCAAAAAGUGUUGUUGUUUUUUUUCCUAGAUGUCAAACCUAGCUACGCCGCUGUUACUUACAGAUUGCACACAUCAUGUCAAAAAAACAGUAGCUGGUAGACUAACGCCAAAGUACUGGUAAUCAAAUGAGGAAUUUUAACGAUUGCUUAAGAAAUACUCUCUAUAAACUGCACAGACAAUAAGGGAUUACUCAUAAAACUUCACAAGUAAAAGACAUACUUUACAAUGCAAGUGUUAUCAAUCGAGACAAUUAAAUUCGUUUUAUUUAUGUUUAACUUAGCUUCCUUAGUUUAAAGUCAUGAUGAUGUGAUGGUCUGUCCAUUUAGUUUUAUUAAGAUAUAUAUAUAUAUAUAUAUUUUUUUUAAUUUUUAAAACUGAUUUAUAUUGGGUAAUAGUAGGAGUUGUAAUCCGAGCUAACCGAGCCUUUAGUCUAAACUUUUGGACUGAACUUUUGGACUGAAAUUUAUUUUGAACUUUUAGUAUGAACUUUUAGUCCUAACAUGUAGUCUGAACAUUUAGUAUGAACAUUUGGUCACAACUUUUAAUCUUUGAACAACGAUGAAAUCGGCCGUGUUACUUUCUUUACCAUUGUCUUGUUUCCGAUUUAAAAAAAUAAGGUAUUACUGUUACAUCCUAAUGUGAUUAUUUAUAUUUAAUCCUACCUAGGCAAUUAGGGCCCAUUCCUAGAAUAAAAUAAAGUAAGAUUAAACCUGAAAAAAAAGGAACGCAGCAGAACAGCGUUAUGCGUUCCAUUUUUCAGGUUUAAGCUGACUUUGUUUUACUCACUUCCUAAUGUGCUUACCUGAUUGAAUUCUGUCCUCCCCCCCCCCCUCCUUUAUUGCCGUAGAAUAUAUCAUGUCGGCUUGGUAGUUGAAGGGAAAUAACUGAAAUUGUUAUUGUUAAAACCAGAUUAUUAUAAUGGCACCGCUCUGCUUCACUCCCCUUCCUUGUUUUAAUCGUGGGAUUAACUCGUUAACAAGGAUCACAAAACGAAUUAAAAAAAAAACAAAACAUUUUAGUCUUCAUAAAUAACUAUGAUAUAAAUAUUCACUCUUCAAAAGAUAGAAAAAAAAAUUAGUCCAAGUUUCAAAUAAAUCGUUAUAAACUACUCCUUAAUGAUAGUAAGANGAUCUAAUAAUUUAAUUUUUCUAUUUUUUUUCAACAUUUUUUUUUUUUUUUUAGAAUUUAAAGAUUUUCAUCUGAUGAAAAAUGCCAGUGGCAUAGAGGAGGCUGUUUCACUUCAUAUUUGCACGUGAGAAUUCUAUAACAUUAUUAACGACAGUUAGAUGGUCUAGUUGGGGAGACAUGGUGUUUCCAGGGGCCGUUUGGGGGGAGUUGGUUUACCGCCUUAAGGAUGCUGGAUGAGGGGGGUGGGGUUCAUAAGUAACUAACAGGUAUGUACGUAAAAAUUAAUCCCCAUUUAAUUGUUUUUUUUAAAAUGUGUUUUCGUUGAUAACGGGUAGGCUACUAACGGUUUAAUUUCUUUAAAAAAAUGAUUACUUAGGUUUUUUCCCCAUAUAAAAUAGUUUUCAAUCAUAGAAUAAAUUGCAUAACAAACGAGGCUUAGAUUAAAUUUAAAAAAAAAAAAAACUGUUUUAAGGGACACUUUUUAUUUGCAUCAUAUCUUUAAAAAGUGUUUAUUGUUGUGUUAAUUUUUAUUAUUUUAACAAUCAAGCCCUGAAUUUGGUUAUUAAAAUUCAAUUUAAGAACUUUGAGUUUGUAUACUACAUAAUUUUACAUUACUAUUUUAUAACUGAAAUUGACUUUAAAAUAAAACUAUUGUAAUAUUAAUGCAGGACUUUUUAUAACCUCUUAAAAAUUGAAUAAAUCCAAUUAAUUCAACGCAAUCCACAGGCUGCCAUUAGAGACGUGCACGGUGGUCGACAUGCUCACGGAGGAGAAGGCGGUGACAGAAAUUUCUUUAGUAAAUGUGGUGGAUGAAUACCGUGUUUUUAACGCCUUUCAUUCUUUCUCACUCUUUUUUUUCUCCCUCCCUCUAAAGUAAUCUCUCUCUCUCUCUCUCUCUCUCUAUCUCUGUGUUUCUUUAUCUCGUUCUUUCUCUUUCUUCUCUCUCUCUAUCUCUCCCUCUAUUCGUCGCUCUCUUUCUCUCUCAUUCUCUCUGUGUCUCUUUUUUUCACACCCUUUUUAUUUUCUGACUCUCUUUCUCCCUCUCUUGAUCUCUGUCUCUCUACGUCUCUCUCUACCAUUCUUUAUUUCUCUCUCUCUCUCUACAUCUCUCGUUAUCUUGUUAUUUUUUCUCUCUCUCUUUUUAUAUCUCUCGCUCUCUCCUUAACACUAUAUGUGCAAUAUAAUGAUCUAAGAGUAGAUUGCUCAAAGGAGAUUCACGUAUCCGUUAAUAUUUAUAUCUCUCUUGUAAUUCUGUAUACAGAAACUUCAGAAUAUAUUUUAUGGUAGAGACUGAGUUACAUAAUCGUAACAAAUCUGUUAAAGGUUUUCUUUAAAAAAAAUAAUGAAAUAUAUUUUUUUCCACGUCCUAAAAUUAAUAAAUCAUAAAGUUUAAUUUAUGUGGUCGAAAACAAUUGUUUAAUAUCAUUAAUGUACUGAAAUACUUCAUUUAAAUACGAUAUUAAAUGUUUCUCAACAAUAUGUUUCAAAUAUUUUUAUUUGAUUACUAUUUUAGGUUCAUUCUUCUUUGGUCGAACACGUAACUAGACUUUAGCCAAAAGGUAAGUCCUCAUGACGGCCAUAAUUACUUUGAUAUCUAUUUGAAUAUGUUUGAUUUAAGUUAUUUUCAUUAGAAAUUUUAAAAUUAUUUAUUGCUUGAAGUUUUUUUUAAUUUUUAUUAUUAUUUAUUUAUUAAAUUCCAGACUGAUAAAUUAUUGAGACAUGUGUUGAGGCAAUAAAAAAUAUUUCAGACAUAAAGUAUAACCAGCAUAUAUUUAUUUUUGUUUCAUUUACAGACACACGUCCCUUCAAAUGAAAAAGAACGAUGAGUUAGCUGUAUCCAAAAACACACAUGUGUAUUUGGACUUGAUUUGGAACAUUGAAAACUUAGAGAAAUAUUUGUGAUAAGCAGAGAGUAGAAACCAUUUAAAAAAUUCCGUUAUGGGGAAAAAGAUAUAAAAUGUAAAUAUAGUUUUACUAGAUGUUAGAGGUAAACACAUCCUAAAUUCCUGAGUGUAUUUAUCGUAUUUAUCAAUUAAUUCUAUGAUUUUUUCAUGAUCAUAAAUCGAUUAUAUGAUUUUAUCAUUACAAAUUAAUUACAUUAAAGGUACAUUUAUCACUCCCCCUUUACCAUAUGUAGUUGCACAUAAGGGAUAGGGGAGUGCUUAAUACCCGUGGCGUCACUUUUUAUUCUUUAUAUUGAGACGUUACAUUUUAGACCCACUGUAGAAGGGAGUGAAUUGUCUAAAAUUGAAUCCCGCCCCCGAGGCUGCACUAUCCUUAGAUACGCCACUGACUACAUGCGGAAUAAUUUUUUUUAAAAUUUUUUUUUUUACAAAUUUCAUCUUAUCAUGGAAAAUAAUUACUACUUAGAUUUACCGACAUAAAUAUGUUUACGUCAGCUGGGUAGAUUGGCAGCCAUCGGGUAAACUUAACAUUUGUCCACCCUAAUGAAACAGUUCCUUUCACUUAAGUCCAACCGAUCCGAUAAGUUAAUUUGUCAAGCCAGAAGGAAACACUUGUGUCCAGCGAAUUCUCCCACACAAAAUAGUUAAUCGCAGCCAUUAGUCCACCUCACUUGCAUCAGUUAAACUAACAGAACUACAACAGGUCGUUUAAUAAGAGCCAAACGCUCACUAAACACUGAUUUCACCAGUGACAACCCGAUAAACAGUUAUACCCGAGACGAUAGCAAAUGCUUCACUGUGCCUAGGUGCAGCACCAGUGCAGUAUAAACAAUCAUACUUACCACGCACAAUAAUCGCUUGGAACCACCUGGAAAAUGCCGCUGUGGACUCAACAUCGGUAGAAAAUUUCAAGGCUGCCCUGGCAUCUGCUAGGAGCUGUUAGAAUAGCAACAUCGCUUCCCCCAACUGUUGCACAGAUGCCAGUUAUGGAUGCAGCAACGAACACUACCAGAACCCGAACCAGAACAAGUUAUAUAAGUAGUUUUACAAAUAGGGUGUAACUACGUGUGUGUACUAGAAUAUUCAUUUAUAAAUAAACAAAACCCAACGUU
Messenger RNA from Lymnaea stagnalis (great pond snail), 7923 nucleotides. NCBI's taxonomy places the organism in Eukaryota, Metazoa, Mollusca, Gastropoda, Lymnaeidae. The record is from the annotation of a GenBank genome assembly.